AUGGCGACAGUGGGGCUCGUGUCACAUCUGUUACUACAGCUGUGGCAACCCUCAGAGGCCUUCAACCUCUGGGCUAACGGGGGAAUACACCUGCGCGGACCAGAACACUCGAAAUUUGGCUACAGCGUGGCGCUAUGCACCCAGUCUCUUUAUAACCUAAACCCAACUUCCCCCCCACCCCCCAGAGUGGUCGUUGGGGCACCGCGGGGCCAGGACCACGCCAACCUUGCCCUGGAGGGGUACCAGUUGGGGAACAUCUUCCUGUGCGACUUGAAGGGGUGUAACGUAGAGGAACGCGUUCCUUACAUGAGCGAUGAGGAUGGGAGCACGAAUGCGCUGAAGAUGGGGGAUCACCUGAGGAGAUACGGAAUAGGAUUUGGCGAGUCACUCAGUACUCUGAAAGAUGAUAUCUCUCCAUUGGUUGCCUGCGCCCCUCGCUACACCCGGGCGAUCCAAGACAGGUUGGACGCCUCUUACCUGAAGGAUAAGUGGACGCUGCAACCCCGUGGGGCCUGCUUCGUCCUGAAAGAUGCUGACGGCAUCCCGGAGCUCAUGGGCCUUCAAGGCACCAAAUACCCACCGGCUCAAUCGCUACAAAAUGCCCUGGUUGGAUUCAGUGCCACUUUGAUUAAGAAGGCUGAACUCGAACUGGUCAUGGGAGGUCCAAACGCCUUCUAUGAAGAAGGAGUGAUAUCGAUCAAACCGAUCGGCAGUCGAGGGAGGGGCUCUCAAAGCCUUAUAUCCGCGCGGAAGGCUAGGACAGAGACCUACGAAGGAUGGCAGGUGGUCCAAGGGAACUUCGACGGAGAAGACACGUCCAUCGCCGUCUCUGUGUGAAACUUCAGAAACAGUGGGAAGGUGAAAUUCUACCCGCCCAACAUCGAGCCGUACAACAAAAAGCCCGACAAUUACCUGGGCGAGAUAACUGGGACGGAAGUAGGAGCGAAAUUCGGCUACAGCCUCGCCGUGGGAGACUUCAACGGGGAUAAGGCUGACGACCUUCUGAUAGGAUCCCCCUGGGCAUUUGUCAAGGGCACGCGUCAUCUCCCUGACGGUGGGAAGGUCUAUGUGCACUACUCGCCCCUGGCUAAGAUCAACAAGGGCCAGCAGGAGAUUCCAGGAUUCGUCGAAUGGGGUCUCUUCGGAUUCUGCACGGCAGGACUAGGGGAUAUCAACAGGGACGGAUACGGCGACGCAGCCAUCAGCGCCCCCUACGCUCACUCGCCUGACGAAGGAGGGAUUGUUUACAUCUACAACGGCUCCCCCAAGGGAUUGAUACAAAAACCGACGCAGAUGCUCCGCGCCUCCCAAUUCCCGAACGCGAUGCGAGGCUUCGGCUUCAGCUUAGACGGCGGCCUAGACAUGGACGGCAACGGGUACCCGGACGUCGUCGUUGGAGCCGUGGAUUCUAACAAUGCCGUCCUGCUCAUGUCAGCCCCGGUCAUUACCUUAUUCGGAGAGGUCAGCUUCCAGAGCGAGACGCUGAACGACGAGAACAGCUGCGACAACGAGCUGGCGGGAUACAGGAAAGUGAAGGGCGUCUGCUUCUACCUGAAUAUCGACAUCAAUUACAAGGCGUUCAACUACACCAAGGACAUAAAUGCCCAGCUACGUAUGGUCUUGAAAGAUAACUCCGAAUCGCCCAAGUUUAUCUUCAAGGUCACAAAUGACCACAGGUACAACAUGAAUUACACCAUUCGGCCUGUAGGGAGCAAAGUUCGGGGGCGUGGAAUAUACGUUUUUGCUAAGAGUGACCGAUCAGUGAUAGGCCAGCCUGUAGCAGUUUCGGUCUCAGUCAUCUUGAACCCACCACCUGCACAGGACGCCUCGGCCGGGCCUGGCACUUCACAGGCAACACCUGUGCCACCUGUCCUGGAUGGCCUGGGUCCGACGAGCUUCAAUACUUCCAUCAUUCUCACCUGUGCUGACAACAAUACCUGUUUCUCCAAGCCCGAUAUGUCCAUUAUGGCUUAUCCCACAACCCUGACUAUUGGAAAAGGCUACAUGAGUCUACCAGUCCUGGUAGAGGCCCGCCAUGACCCAGCUUACCAAGUGGAAGUGAAGGUCAACCACCCCGAAUCCAUCAAAUUCCACCGAGUGGAAGGAACAGGUCUCAUUCCAGAAUGCAGGUACGGGACCCUCGUCGGUAUGACGUCAUUCGACGAGUUCACGUGUGUCUUCACCUUCAUCGAAGCCUUGGAGAAGGUCAAUUUCACCCUGUUCUUCGAACACAACCCCUACGCCCUCAUGGAGCACCUGGAGAAGAGGAACCUCGAUUAUCUGACCAUUGACCUCGAGGUCAAGAGCGACAGUAAGGACACAGACGUCAAGGACAACAAGUUCGGCCAAGGUCAAGGUCGUUACCAGUGCCCGGGUCUUCACCGAGUGUCCUCCAAUUCGACUGGGUGGAAAUCCCAGCCAGAUUCGACCACGGUGAAGGUCAACGAGACGCUCACAUGGUCAGAGAUCCAGUCCAUAUUCCCCCCAAAGAACCACUCCCUCGCCGCCGAUCGCCUGGGACCCAAGAUAGCCCAGAGCUUCUCAGUCACCAACGCGGGACCAAGCCCAGUCAAGGGAGCUAAGAUGGCCAUUCAACUAGCGCUCUUCAGAGGCGACGAGAGAAUCUUCUACCUUCACGAGGAACCGAUUAUGUCCAAAAAUGUGACAUGCGACUGGCCACAGAUCAAUCCUUGGAGGAUGCAGGUUUUGGAUCCGGUCGACGGCCACACGACGCAGGUCAAGACGCUUUGA
Messenger RNA from Macrobrachium nipponense, 2751 nucleotides. Its product is annotated as integrin alpha-8-like. Gene Ontology annotation, cellular component: external side of plasma membrane; integrin complex. Gene Ontology annotation, molecular function: integrin binding. The record is from RefSeq and is a predicted model, not a curated record. Lineage: Eukaryota; Metazoa; Arthropoda; Malacostraca; Decapoda; Palaemonidae. Gene Ontology annotation, biological process: cell-matrix adhesion; cell adhesion mediated by integrin; integrin-mediated signaling pathway.